Messenger RNA from Lates calcarifer (barramundi perch), 2194 nucleotides. It is a transcript of the gene pex11g, whose product is annotated as peroxisomal biogenesis factor 11 gamma. Gene Ontology annotation, biological process: peroxisome fission. The record is from RefSeq and is a predicted model, not a curated record. NCBI's taxonomy places the organism in Eukaryota, Metazoa, Chordata, Actinopteri, Centropomidae. Gene Ontology annotation, cellular component: peroxisomal membrane.
GUCUAUGUUGGGUACUUACCUGUUUCAAAGUCCAGCUGGUCCAGGACAUAGAUUGUAUACAAAAACAUCUAGUGAGACAGGUAAACGUGGAGAUGUUGUGCAGCAGCUUCACAGGUCGGUGUGUGUUUAUUUAACAGCGUAGUGAGUGUGUGUGUGUGUGAGUGUGUGAGGUGCAGAUAGACAUGCAGCAGUCUGUGGAGUCUCUGGUCCAGUUGCUGGAGUCCUACAGAGGAAGAGAUAAAAUUAUCAGGACGAUUUGUUUUGGUUCCCAGCUCGUUGGAGGAGUUCUUUCCCGUAAAGCAGAGGCAGAUGCCUCGUCAAACCAGCUCGGGAAAAGUCUGCUGCUGUUCUCUGCUCAGCUGAGUCAGUGCAGGACGGUGCUGAGGCUGUUUGAUGAUCUCUCCAUGCUGGCUUACUCCCACAGCUACGGGUUUGGAGCCGAGGAGGAGGACUUGGGUUUGCGUUGGAUUUCUGUGCUGACCAACGUGGCCGACCAGCUCUAUUACCCCUGCGAACACAUUGCGUGGGCCGCUGACGCUGAGCUCAUCAAAGUGAAGUCUGAUAAGUGGUGGCUGUACAGCACGGUGCUGUGGGGAACCUCGCUGCUGCUGGGAAUACUCAGGUCCCUUCGAGUUCUGCAGCUGCUGAAGAAGAAGCUGAAGAAAUGUGGCAGAGAUGGAGCUGACAGUCGCUCUCAGCUCCGCAGGCAGAUGCGAGGGGAGGUUCUAUCCGUCCUCAGCUGCAUGGCUGACCUCAGUAACGCCAUUCACUGGAUGCCGCCCGGCUUCCUGUGGGCUGGACGAUUCCCCAACUGGCUGGUGGGGCUGAUGGGCACCACCUCGUCUCUGAUUGGUUUGUUCCAGAUGACCGCUGGUGACCAGACAGACAGCACAUAGUCUUCACCUCACAGGGAAGAAUAGAUGAUAUGCUUAGACAGUGUGUCGGUGAGAAAUACUGAAUGAAAGGAUGUGUGGCAGAUCCAGAACGUGUGAAAUCAAAAUCAUCUGGACCUGGAACUGCACAGUAAGUGAAUAAACUUCAUAGAUUUGUAGCCAGUCUUCAGAUGGGACUGCAAGCUGCUUGAAAAAGUGGCAGAACACCCACUAGAUUUUUAAAUAUAUUUGGACAUUUUAGUCAGUCAUCACACAGUACAAACUUGAUGAUGAGAUUAAUGAAUCAAAUUUUCUUUUAUUUAGCUUACGUUUUUUAAUUUCUGUACCGUCACAUUCAGAUAAAUGCAUUAUCUGGUGUCUUCGCACAGGUAGAGGUUUUCAGAGAGCAUGAAAAUAAAGUCCUGUGGUUAAUUGGAGUAAAACAUCUUUGUAUUUAUCACAUAAUACGUCCUACUUCUUCACUAAGACGGCUUUAGUGUAUCCAAGUUUUCAAAUACAACCAGACUGGCUGGGACAGCAACUGUUUUGCCUGAGGAGUACAAGUGUGUUUAUGGUGUGCGUCCUUAUUUGUCAAUAUGCAAAGUGGUGCAAGACUUUUUUCUCUUACUGGCAGGUCAAAAUGUUUUUGAACAGUGGGUUUAAGUGCAGAGGAGACACAAAGUGACGCCAAACCUUCACCUGCUCAGUCAAUCAUAUAAGAAAGUCGCUGCACAAGUAGCUAAAAUAGGGAAUUUUAUAGCUGUGUUUAGAAAUUAAAUGUGAGGCGAUUUCAAGAGAAAUACAGUGACUUGUAGAAAGGCUGGUAAAUUGUUGCCUUAGAGACACACUCCAUAUAUCUAAUUUUAAAUCUUGCACUUAUUAAUAUGCAGUGAUUCAUAUACUGUGAAUUUAGUAUUAUGCCUUGUUAUGAUUGUGUUGAUUGGGCUGCCUAGGAUCUUUCAGCUGAAAAUAAUAUUUCUGUCUGUCUUUCUGUUUAAGACGCAGAAUGUCCUCAAGUUACACAACAGCAAACUGGUUACAGGUAUUUGUUCAACAGGUGUUGACAUUGUCCUGACUGUUGAAACUAGCCAGCAAAACUAUCUGAUUUGCACCACAGAAUGGGUACAAAUUGGGCUACAGACAAAUUUGAGAUUUUGGAAUGAGGUUUGGUAUGCCCCAGACAAGACUGUUUUACAUGGAAACAGUCUGUGUUUCUGGUCAAACAGGACAGAUGAUACUUGAAAUUGUAAACUGAAUAAAAUGUUAACUAAUUUUUGAUCAUGUAAAAUAAUAAACUUUUUAAAAUAAACUGUUAAAUUGUC